AGUUACUACUGGACAAUCCGGCGCCAGGCCCAUUUGCCAUUUUCACCGGAACAGCAGUAGCGGCAACACGCAUCGAGGUCCAACGGGCGUGCAACCUCACCUGGUUGAAGUCCAAUGUUCCGCCCUCGCCGUACUGUCGCAUAGAAUGCGAGGGCACUGUUGUCUGCACCAGUGUCUGCACAAGCACC
Messenger RNA from Dibothriocephalus latus, 188 nucleotides. NCBI's taxonomy places the organism in Eukaryota, Metazoa, Platyhelminthes, Cestoda, Diphyllobothriidea, Diphyllobothriidae. The record is from the annotation of a GenBank genome assembly.